Molecule: messenger RNA, 1811 nt
Organism: Melanotaenia boesemani (Boeseman's rainbowfish)
Lineage: Eukaryota; Metazoa; Chordata; Actinopteri; Atheriniformes; Melanotaeniidae
Gene: prkn
Product: parkin RBR E3 ubiquitin protein ligase
Exons: 11
Coding region: 96-1466 (456 amino acids)
Biological process (GO): protein polyubiquitination; regulation of cellular response to oxidative stress; negative regulation of protein phosphorylation
Cellular component (GO): mitochondrion; endoplasmic reticulum; cytoplasm
Molecular function (GO): zinc ion binding; ubiquitin conjugating enzyme binding; ubiquitin protein ligase activity
Source: RefSeq, a predicted model, not a curated record
AACGACUGAAACGUACCAAACACGCAGCGGGACUACAGCUCCCAGAGUGCAUCGCGGUAACAGCUUGUAAACACACAUGAAGGACGAGGAGACAGAUGAUCGUGUUUGUGCGGUACAACCUGGGCCCUGGUGUAGCCGUGGAGCUGCAGGAGGAGGCGAGUGUGGCUGAGCUGAAGGAGGUGGUGGGGAGUCAGCAGGGAGUCCGUCCAGAGCAGCUCCGGGUUCUGUUUGCUGGGCGGGAGCUGCAGAACUCCUCCUCUCUGCAGGGCUGUGACCUCCCGGAGCAGAGCACCGUCCAUGUGGUCCUCCCUCCUUCAGGGUCCUCCUCCUCCCAGCUCCUUCUCCUGCAGGAGCGUCUGGCUCGAGGCACAGAGGAGCGGGACAGUCUGACCAGGCUGGACCUCAGCUCCUCCCGUCUCCUCACCACCUCCUCUGGACUUGCCGUGAUCCUGGAUGAAGGAGGAAGAGGAGUAGAGGAGGCGGCAGCAGCUCAGAAUGGUGUGCGUACCCGCAGUACUUUCUUUGUGUACUGUAAGAGAUGCAGGUCGAUACAAUCUGGAAAACUACGAGUUCGUUGUCGAAGCUGCAAACAGACGACGCUGACGCUCAGCAGGGGGCCGUCCUGCUGGGACGAUGUCCUUCAGCCUGGACGUAUCCAUGGUAUCUGUCAAUCUGAUGGUUGUCAUGGCAAAGAAGCGGAGUUCUACAUGAAGUGUGCGUCUCAUCCGACAUCAGACGACGACGUCUCCGUGGCUCUCGACCUCAUUAUGACCAACAGCAGAGACGUGCCCUGCAUCGCCUGCACCGACAUCAUGGACAUGAUCCUGGUCUUCCAGUGUUCAGAGCGUCAUGUGAUCUGUCUGGACUGUUUCCAUCGUUACUGCCAGACACGCCUGAAUGAGCGACAGUUUGUUCAUCACCCCGUGGUCGGGUACUCGCUGCCGUGUGCAGUCGGCUGUGACGACUCUCUGAUCAAAGAGUUGCAUCACUUCAGGAUUCUGGGAGAAGAUCAGUAUGGGCGGUACCAACAGUAUGGGGCAGAAGAGUGUCUGAUGGCCAUUGGAGGACUGAUGUGUCCAUCACCUGGCUGUGGGGCGGGGCUUGUCCCACCAGAUGGCAGCAGGAAGGUGGAGUGUGACCGACAGCUGGGCUGUGGCUUCGUUUUCUGCAGGGACUGCAGGAGCGUCUUCCACGAGGGUGCAUGUGAGGCAGUGCUGACUCCACCCUCAGAAGACGCCUCUCAGGGUUUUGUCGUGGAGGAGGAGGCAUCUCUGCGGGGGAGGUGGGAUCAGGCGUCCCGGCUGUUCAUCCAGGAGUCAACCAAACGCUGCCCUCAGUGUUCAGUUCCAGUGGAGAGAAACGGCGGAUGUAUGCACAUGCAGUGUUCCCUGUGCAAAGCCGAGUGGUGUUGGCUCUGCAGGGUCCCCUGGAACAGAGAGUGUAUGGGAGACCACUGGUUCGGAUAAACAGGCCUGGAAGACACGAUCACAUGGGCAACCACUCGCAGAAGUAAUCACAUGACCAGACAUGUUGAUUACAAAAUGUAAUCCAAACCUUUGAUGAAAACUAUGUAUUUGCACAUGUAAAUAUAAUUUAUGAGGAAAGCAUGUAAAAUCUGAACCUGACGGCUGUUUGAAGUUCCUGGACAUGAGGUCAGAGAAGCAGAAGCAACGACUGAUAUUUGAUUAAUUUGUCUGAUGAUACAUGAAGUCUGAUGUAUGUGGAAUGUGAGAUUUACGGUUUCUGAUGCUUCCUGCUCUCUGUGACAAACAGAAACUGAGUCCUGUUAAUAAAUGAGGUGUUUAUUCAGA